CCGCGUGUGUGUGCGCUCGUGCAUUCGCUUAGAUUCUAAGCCGAGAACGAGAAGUUUUAGUCUCACGAAGAGAAGGAGAGAGAGCGAAAAAUGGGAGCUUGUGCUUCGAGGCCGAAGGACUGUGUUGGUUUAUCGUCGAAGAAGAACAACAACAACAAUGGGAAGCAUAGAAUGAGGAGGAGGAGAGUGAUCAAAAAGCGUGUUUCUUCUCGUAAUAUUGAAAAGAAUGAUUUUGCUGGACAGACAGAUCGUUCUCAUACUAAUCUUGCUUUCCAAGGAAGCACUGAUGCUCCCUGGUCUGAUGCUAUUUCAGUGCUUGAAUCUGAAUGGGACGAUGAGUUUUACAGUGUUCAUGAUGAUGGGUUCUCUGUAAUUGGGUCGGAGAGUGUAUUGAGUUUUUCAUCGCCUAGAGAUUUUAAUCCAAAGGACCAUUUCGAGAGCACUACUCUAGGGCUUGAUAAUGAGGGACAUGCAGAGAAUGUUCAAUCAAAAGACAAGGACUCUCGAUCCAAACCCAAUGAGGAGGUAAAGGGUAUUACAGUUCCUGGGUAUGGAGUUUCGAAUGGCAGUACUAGUGUUGGAGGGGAAGUAAUGCAGGAGGCAAGUCAUUGUGGGCUUCUUCCAAAUACUUGCUUACCUUGUCUUGCUUCAACAGUCCCUUCGCUUGAAAAGAAAAAAUCUCUAAGUCCUGGCACAUCAGCCUCUAGGAGAAAACCUUCUCUGAAACUUUCCUUUAAAUGGAGAGAUGGACAUGCUAUUCCAACGCUGUUUUCACCCAAGGCACUUCUGCAAAGACCAAUUGCCGGUUCCUCAAUUCCUUACUGCCCUAUAGACAAGAGGAUGCCUAAUUGUUGGUCACCUAUUGAGCCAAGUACUUUCAAAGUCAGAGGACAGAACUAUUUCAGGGACAAGAAGAAGGAUCGUGCUCCAAACUGUGCUGCAUUUUAUCCGUUUGGUGCUGACAUCUUCCUCUCUCAAAGGAAAAUUCAUCAUAUUGCUCAAUUUGUGGAACUUCCUGCUACUAGUGCAUCUGAUGAAGCACCAUCUAUUCUAGUUGUAAAUGUUCAGAUACCUUUGUAUCCUGCCACAAUUUUUCAAAGCGAAAAUGAUGGUGAAGGAAUGAACUUGGUUAUGUAUUUUAAGGUGUCUGAAAAUUACUCAAAAGACCUUCCCUCUCAUUUCCGAGACAAUAUCAGUAGGUUAAUUAAUGAUGAAGUGGAGAGAGUAAAAGGUUUCCCAGUUGAUACAAUUGCACCAUUUAGGGAAAGACUAAAAAUCUUGGGCCGAUUGGCAAAUGCAGAGGAUCUUCAAUUAAAUGCUGCUGAAAAGAAGCUUAUGAAUGCUUACAAUGAAAAGCCAGUUCUAUCACGUCCUCAACAUGAAUUCUAUUUGGGAGAAAACUACUUUGAGAUUGAUUUGGAUAUGCACAGAUUUAGCUACAUUUCUAGAAAAGGUUUUGAAGCAUUCCAUGACAGAUUGAAGUUUUGCAUCUUGGAUUUUGGCCUGACAAUUCAGGGAUACAAGGCAGAGGACUUGCCCGAGCAUUUGUUAUGUUGCAUACGUCUGAAUGAAAUUGACUACACUAAAUACCAGAAAUUAGGGUGUUGAUAAGGCCUUUGUAACCCCAACCCCAACCCCACCAAGUGCUUCUAUACAGUAAGGUUUUUUUUAUCAACAAAACCUAUGAGACCCAAAUUCUUUUGUUUUCUCCUAUUUUAUAGCCUACCUUCUGGAGUUCUUGCCAGUUGAAGGCAAAAUCCUGUGGCCUCAAAAUUUUUAUUUGACCGUCUCCAUUGUUUGUAUAUAGAUUCUAACUUGAGUGUGUAUGUAUGUGUUCAAAAGAAAAGGAAGUAAAAGAAAAGAAAUGUUUGCUAUUAUUCCAA
Molecule: messenger RNA, 1883 nt
Organism: Hevea brasiliensis (rubber tree)
Lineage: Eukaryota; Viridiplantae; Streptophyta; Magnoliopsida; Malpighiales; Euphorbiaceae
Exons: 9
Coding region: 91-1608 (505 amino acids)
Source: RefSeq, a predicted model, not a curated record